Molecule: messenger RNA, 327 nt
Organism: Monascus purpureus
Lineage: Eukaryota; Fungi; Ascomycota; Eurotiomycetes; Eurotiales; Aspergillaceae
Source: the annotation of a GenBank genome assembly
AUGAAAGGAAAAAGGCCAACAAAUCCGUCCUGUCUGUACAAGGCUUUUAGCACUGAUGGCCAACGCUAUACUUUCCAGCUUUUGGCCUCAGAUGGUAUGCUACACUCUAGCAAAACCUAUGAUACUGUGGAUGAGAGGGAUCUUGAGAUUGUCACACUAGUCAAAGGAUCACGCACAGAAAAGGAAGAGGCGGUCAAAACUUAUGCACAAGACACAUUUUGGGAGAUAUUCAAGCCACCUCUGUACUGCUCAGACAGCGAAGAGGAAGAACGGCCAGAUUUAGAUCUUGAUACCUUUGCAUUGCGAGAACGAGGCAUGCUGAAGUGA